GCUGCUUUUAGGAACGCAAACUGACGCUAGAGUUGACGCUAACCGCAAAAUAUUCGAAUGGGAUAUUAACCGAUCGACGCGGUUUAUUUCAGUGUUAUUAUCGUUCAUCUUUACUGUUUACAUCGGUUUUCUGUCUUUUAGAAGUUAAUAAACGGUUGAGAUACACGUAUUCUAACUUAAGUGCUACUUGACUGUACAUUGUAUUUGGUGUAAGAUACAACGUUCGAUGCCUUCUCAGGAUAGUAAGCGUAAACUGGAAGUUCUGCAAAAGACCCAUGAUGAAUUGCAACGUUGUUAUACUCUAUUACGGCUGAUUAGAACCGAUCUUGAAAAGAUAGCAAAGAAUUUUAGUGAUAUAAGCGAGAAGUAAUUGAAGAGUUGAUGUAAAAACAAAUAUAUAGAGCAAAAUAGUUUGUACAUAUAUAUAUAUAUAUAUAUAUUCUAAAGUCUUAAAUCUUACACGGCAAAAUGGAAUCCCGUAAAUCUAUGAUACACAAGAGGAUAGAGUCUGUCGUGCAAAGUUUGCCAUCAGAAUCUUCUCCAUCGCCAUUGCGGAGAAAGUCUAUUAUCGCUCAAAACUCCUCUUUGAAUAUUCUUGAAAAUGAUGAUGAGGCGGAACGUAUUGCUCGUCGACGUGAGAUGGGCUCGACAUCGACGCCGUUAUCCAUCAAUAACCACUCUAGCAAAAGACACUCUCUUGGCUUGGGAUUCUUAGCAAAUAUUCCAGCACCCCAAAUGGCUGAGAGUAUCAACCAAUGCAUAAAACUGAGUACUGAGAACAAGAUCAGCAUCAAGAAUGCAUUUGGCUUGGAAAUGAUUGACUUUAUGACAUAUAUGAUAAAGAAACAGGAUGCCAAUAUGUCGAAUCUUCAAGUGGCAAGUACAUCUUUAGAUGUUAGCACAAAGAUUUAUGGAUUUCGCGUGGACAGUGUGCAUACAGAGAUACUUAAAAUAGUUGGAGGACUGGACCAUCAAAUAGCUGAUAAACAAAAUUCAAAGGAGCAAGAAAAUACUUUGGAAGAAGGCACGGAAGCGAACGUAGAUGUGCAGAAAAAGAAGAGGAAGAAAAAUAAGCAGAGGAUCAUUAGCACUGCGGAGGCUCUCAGAGUUAAUAUCGAUAUCGUGAAACCUAUGUGUAUGCAAGUAGGCGAAGAAGAUUUGCAGACUACCGACAUGCUGUACCAAGCGAUGCUACCAAAUCACGCGAAUUCUGGUUUCUAUCAGCAUUUGUAUAACGACGUGCUCGUGGAUGUCGAGGAUAACGCCGAAUCGCGGAGCAAUUCUAGUACAAAAUAUAUCACACCGAUAAUUGAUGAUUCUUCGAAUUCGGAGAUCUGCAUGUCGUAUUCGAACUUUGAGUUUCUUGGCUGGUCCGUGGAGGACGAGCCGGAAGAGAUGCCGGACAAGGAAGCCGAACUCAGCAUUGAUGACGGCAAUCGGUUCCAGUUCGAUCUGAAUGCGAGUGUGGCAGAAGAAGAAGAGCACAAUGGAACGAAUAACGUCGAACCAAUGAAUUAUUUCGAUAUUGAGCACGAAGACGGCAACAUCAACAGCGACGUUGGCGGAUGUUACCAGCAGGCGGCAGGGGCAAAUCGUCGAAACGACAAUAUCGUGGACGUGCAGGUAUCGGCUCAGACGCUCGCGUCUGAGUAUUCCUUUGUACAACAGAGCGUGAGCUUGCACUGGGCCGGGCCCUCUCAUUGGAAAUUUCGGAAUUUCGCGAAGCACUUCAAUGCUACCACCACUACUGACAGUAAAGUGAUGGAAGCUUGCAUGCAAGCUCCGACUCGACAGAGAAAGCAGAUCGUACUGUCGUACGAUGAGAUGAAUCACGAUGUAAUAAAAGCAAAGUUUAUACUGAGCCAAUUAAAUAGAUUACAAGCAAAGACUGUGAAAUCGGAAUGGAGCACCGAGAGCGUGACGCUUCCCGAAGACGUGCAUUACGAUGUCACGCAGAUGACCAAGCAGUACCUGCAUCAAUCUCUGACAGUGGCGAACAACAGCAAGAAACGCGAUAACGCUGUGACCAAUACAGGUAUAUCCGACAACGAGAGAUUCGAUUACAACAAUCCCAACGAUACAUCAGAAUACUGUCUCGAUGUGAAUAACGAUUAUGACGAUGGGGAUAAGGACGAUUGCAACUUCGAGGACGCCGCUGCGUUGGCUACUCAAGGCUUUACCGGUGAAAAUCUGGUCGCUGCGCCAAAACUGGCCAACAAGAUGUCUAUUGCGUACUGCGUAAAGGCAAAGAAGAUUGAUAUGCGACAAUUAAAAGAAACCAUGUGGAAGUCUUUAAAGUCCACGAAUGAGAAACUGGUGAAGGAGACCGAAGGGACGACGAUGAGCAAGAAAUUCAGCAGUAUUUACAAAAUGCUGCCGAAUCUGCUGUCAAAGACCAAUGUCGAGGCAUUGAGUGCACCCGUUGCGUUUUUAUCUUUAUUACAUCUCACAAAUGAAAAUAAUUUGCAGAUUUCUUCACAAUCGGAUUUGUCCGACGUUGCCAUAGAGGACAGCUGAGAAGACUUGCUCGCACACGUGUGCCUUGUAUACAUACAUUAAAUAAACGUCAUGUUUAUUUAAUGUAAUGGCAAAUUUCGUGUUUAAUUAUAAUAAAUUGUAUGUUA
Linepithema humile (Argentine ant) is the source of this 2624-nucleotide messenger RNA. RefSeq names its product barren (gene barr). Gene Ontology annotation, cellular component: condensin complex. Gene Ontology annotation, biological process: mitotic chromosome condensation. The record is from RefSeq and is a predicted model, not a curated record. NCBI's taxonomy places the organism in Eukaryota, Metazoa, Arthropoda, Insecta, Hymenoptera, Formicidae. Gene Ontology annotation, molecular function: chromatin binding.